UGCAUUGGCCUCAAAUCUCUACCACCAAUCUAUGAUCCAGUACCCACCAAAAAAAGAUCCCAAUUUUUUUUUCUCAUACUAACACCAUUCACAACCCCAUAAAACAUCACACAUUGCUUCUCUUUAUCUCUUCUUGUUGUUCUUCUUCUUCUUCCCCUCUAACACAAAACCAUGGCUGCAGCUGUAACUGCUGCUGUUUCAUUCCCCUCCUCCAAGUCCUCAACUCUCCCCACCAGAACCUCCCUUAUCUGUCCUGAAAGAAUCACCCUCAAGAAGGUUUAUAGAGAAGCUUCUGCUGGUGGGAGAGUGGUUUCUGUCAGAGCCCAAGUCACCACCACUGAGGCUGCUCCACCUGCCAAGGCUGUGAAGCAUUCCAAGAAGCAAGAGGAAGGUGUGGUUGUGAACAAGUUCAAGCCCAAGAACCCUUACGUUGGCAGAGUCCUCCUCAACACUAAGAUCACUGCUGAUGAUGCACCUGGUGAGACCUGGCACAUGGUCUUCAGCACUGAUGGAGAGAUGCCCUACAGAGAAGGACAGUCUAUUGGAGUGAUUCCAGAUGGUAUUGACCCUAGGAAUGGCAAGCCUCACAAGCUCAGGCUGUACUCAAUUGCCAGUAGUGCCCUUGGUGACUUUGGUGACUCCAAAACCGUGAGCAUUUCUCUUUUCCCUCCAAAUUUUUCACUUUUGGGUGUGAUUGCCUCCAUUCAGGUUUCUCUCUGUGUGAAAAGGCUUGUGUACACCAAUGACGCAGGCGAAACCGUUAAAGGGGUGUGCUCAAACUUUUUGUGUGACUUGAAGCCAGGGAGUGAAGUGACCAUGACAGGACCAGUUGGCAAAGAAAUGCUUAUGCCAAAAGAUCCUAAUGCAACCGUCAUCAUGCUUGCAACUGGUACUGGAAUUGCUCCUUUCAGAUCAUUCUUGUGGAAAAUGUUCUUUGAGAAGCAUGAAGACUACAAGUUUGAAGGUUUGGCUUGGCUCUUCUUGGGUGUUCCCACCAGUAGCUCACUGCUUUACAAGGAGGAAUUUGAGAAGAUGAAAGAGAAGACCCCCGAUAACUUCAGGCUUGACUUCGCUGUCAGCAGAGAGCAAACCAACGAGAAGGGCGAGAAAAUGUACAUUCAAACCAGAAUGGCUCAGUAUGCAGAAGAGCUAUGGGAGUUACUCAAGAAGGACAACACCUACGUCUACAUGUGCGGUCUCAAGGGAAUGGAGAAGGGAAUUGAUGACAUCAUGGUGUCAUUGGCUGCCAAAGACGGCAUUGACUGGCUAGAUUACAAAAAGCAGUUGAAGAAAGCAGAGCAAUGGAAUGUGGAAGUCUACUAAUUUCUGGUCACACUGUACAAAUAUCUCUCCCUUUUUUACUAUAAACAAGUCAUUCUUGAAUGAUUCCCACUGCAGUAUGUAGAUAGGUAACGUAAUCGCAAUUUUUCUGCUAUAUUUUUUUUUCCCUUUUGAUGAAGCAGCUGUAUUAUCAUGCCUCAACAUGAAUUUUAUUUCUGCGGGUCACGAAUCAUACACUAAUAGAAGCUUGUUUCGACUUUUUCAUA
Messenger RNA from Rosa rugosa (rugosa rose), 1547 nucleotides. Its product is annotated as ferredoxin--NADP reductase, leaf isozyme, chloroplastic. The record is from RefSeq and is a predicted model, not a curated record. The transcript has 9 exons. NCBI's taxonomy places the organism in Eukaryota, Viridiplantae, Streptophyta, Magnoliopsida, Rosales, Rosaceae. Bases 172 to 1323 code for a protein of 383 amino acids. Gene Ontology annotation, molecular function: oxidoreductase activity.